AUGGCGUCAGGUGAAGGCGUUCUGAUAUGUGCUCUUGUAAUUAUCACGAUUUUUACGGUUAAUAAAGCCCAAUUUAUAAGCAGUGAUUGCAUUGGAAUAAUGAUGAAUGAUUCUGCUGAGGUUGUAUCUACAAACGAAACGCAUACAUACUCAUCGCUGUGGAAUAUUCGAGCUUACUUUAGCAUUUCAUGUCGUAAGCAAAGAGUAAAGGCAAUGAUUUUCCUUCUACUAUUGUGUGGUGAUAUUGAAACCUGUCCAGGUCCUUCGAAUUGCUGUAAUUGUCAGAAGAUUAUUAGAAGUAACCAAAGCAAUAUAAGUUGCAAUGAUUACAAAGGAAAUCCCAUCUGUGUCUGUUCUGAAUGCUAUGAAUCCAAUAUGGCCUCCUCGGGAAAUAACAAUCAACUUGGAGAAGGUAUGUCUGAUGACCCACCAGCCUUAGAGGAACUACUUAACCUUGUUAGUUCAAAGGGAAUAAAGUUAUUACACCAGAAUAUCUGUGGUUUGGCUACAAAAUAUCCACACAUCGAAUUUAUUCUCAAAAACUAUAAGGAUAUUCAUAUGUUUACUUUGAGUGAAACGCAUUUGCAUGAAGAAAAUAUUCAAUUAUUGCCGAGUAUUCCCGGGUAUUCAAUGGUCUAUAGAAAUCGGACAAAUGGAAACUUUGGUGGUGUUGCUGCUUUUAUAGCAGACCGAGUUCAAUGGCUGAGAAGACAUGAUUUAGAAAGUCCCCAUUUGGAAUGUCUGUGGAUUGAAGUUUUACUCAAGAAUACCAAAGGUUUCUUGAUUGGGACUCUCUAUAGGCCUCCAAAUGGUUCAAAGUUUUUAUCAAAAGAUUUCCCUGCCUAUUUUGAUGAUAUGCUAACGUCAGUAGCAGCCGAGAAUAAAGAAGUGAUUCUAAUGGGUGAUAUAAACUGCAAUUUCUUAAAGAAAAGCAAUGAUGCAGAUAUUAAAUCUAUAAUAGAUGUUAAUGGUUUAGAACAAAUGGUUAAAGAUCCCACGAGAAUUACUCCUGAGUCUUCGACACUAAUUGAUGUCAUCUGUACAAACAAGCCCCAGAAUAUUAGUAAGGUUGAAGUAAUAUCUGCAAGCUUGAGUGACCAUGAAAUGAUCGGCUGUGUGCGUAAACUAAACAACCAUUCAUUUAAAGCCCGUACUAUCGAAGCCCGUGACUAUAGGAAUUAUAAUCAUGAAGAUCUAUGCAAUUCUUCGACAAUCCAGUUUUGAUUCAGUGUUCGCUUCAAAAACAGCUGAAUCAGCAUGGGAAAAUUUUAAACACAUUUUUCUUUCUGCUGUUGACAAAUAUGCCCCACUAAUUAGAAAGAAAAUCCGUGGUCGCCCUUGUCCAUGGUUACGAAAUGAAACGAAGCGUGAAAUGGCCGAACGAGAUUGGCUGUUAAAGAAAGCUAGGAAAUCAAAUGCUGAGAAUGAUUGGAGUAAAUAUAAAAGAAAACGAAAUCGUGUAAACAAUCUAGUCAAGAUGAAUAAAAACCGCUAUUACAAAGAUUUACUGAAGGAGAAUUCCAGAAAUCCAAAAAAGUUUUGGAGUACCAUAAAAGAAAUUUUUCCUAAUAAGUCGGCAAAGUGUACUGGACGAUCAUUUCAUGCUGAUGGCAAACUAAUUACGCAUAGUAAUUGUAUAGCAAAUGCAUUUGGGUCAUUCUUCUCGACUGUCGUAGACAACCUAAAACGAAAAUCCCGUCCUCUGAAAGACUUUGUUUGGGGUCAUCGGCAUGUACCCAUUACCCAAACUAACUUGAGCUUUCAGUUUAUACCAGUCACUGAACACCACAUAGAAAAGAAAUUGAAUCAAUUAAAACGAUCAAAAGCUGCUGGUAUUGAUAAUAUCCCUCCUGGAAUACUUAAGGACUGUUCGACUGUUGUGAAGGAUCCUCUGGCACAUAUAAUAAAUAUGAGCUUAUGUACUGGAGUUAUACCUUCCGAAUGGAAAGUGGCUAAAGUCAUCCCAGUUCACAAAAAAGGGCCCAUCAAUGAUUUUGACAAUUACCGUCCUAUAUCGAUAUUACCGGCU
This is a messenger RNA of Paramuricea clavata, 2029 nucleotides long. The record is from the annotation of a GenBank genome assembly. Lineage: Eukaryota; Metazoa; Cnidaria; Anthozoa; Malacalcyonacea; Plexauridae.